This is a messenger RNA of Podarcis muralis (Common wall lizard), 3959 nucleotides long. RefSeq names its product synuclein alpha interacting protein (gene SNCAIP). The record is from RefSeq and is a predicted model, not a curated record. NCBI's taxonomy places the organism in Eukaryota, Metazoa, Chordata, Lepidosauria, Squamata, Lacertidae. Gene Ontology annotation, molecular function: ubiquitin protein ligase binding.
GGGGCUGCCAGGGGCUAUUUCAGCAUCCAGCGCCGGCCGAGCGGGGCAGCUCCAGACGCAGCGGCGAGCGCGGCGGAACGCUUCCCAUCCCGACCACCUUUCCCCACCUCGCCUUGCCUGCUCCUCUCCUCCUCCUUCUUCUUCACCUUCUUCUUCCUCGUCCCCCCCCCCCAGCUCAAGGCCUUCCUUUGAAGUCACGUGGAAACCCCCUCCCUCCCCCGCACCACGAUCGCAGCCCCCCGAAUUCCCGGCGCGUAGGGGGGGACGGGGGACGGCCUCCGCUUCAUUGUGACGCAAGCAGCCUGGAGAAGCCGGCGCUCUCGUCCCGCCAAGCCCGCGCGCUGCCGGAGCCAGACAGCGGCGAGGCGGGAGAGGAGAGGGAGCGAGCCGGAGUCCCCGGAGGCGGCGGCGGAGGGAGAGCCGAGAGCCGCGGACGGGGGUGGAUCUGGUGUUGUGGUGCUGCCUGUGUUAGACGGACGAAUGUAGAACGCAACUUAGUGGAGGCUUGCAAAGACGUUGGAAGAAUUAGGACUUUUAUUAUCCAACAAAGCCAAUGAAGAUGUGCAUAGCAGAAUGAUGGAAGCACCUGAAUACCUUGAUUUGGAUGAAAUAGAUUUUAGUGAUGAUAUAUCUUAUUCAGUAACUUCCCUCAAGACUAUCCCAGAAUUACGCAGGAAGUGUGACUCACAAAAUGAAGACAGAACAGUUCCCAGCACGAAUUGGAGUUCAGGAGUCUCGACGGUCCUUGGAAAUGCACAAAAACCAACAGGCAUUGCGGAUAUGUACAGUAAAUUCAGACCGGUGAAGAGGGUUUCUCCCCUUAAGCACCAACCAGAGAACUCAGAAAAUAAUGAAAGUGAUGACCAAAAGAACCAGAAGAUGGAGUGCCAGAAAGGCAGUGACUCUCCACCUGCACCUCAGAACGGUGAUCAACUUCCAGCUAAUGGAGAGAGCCUUAAAACAAAAUGCAUUGAGCCUGGAGUUCUGCUUGGUGAGUUGGAGCACUACGACCUAGACAUGGAUGAAAUUUUGGAUGUGCCUUACAUUAAAUCAAGCCAGCAGCUAGCUGCUUUUGCCAAGGCUGCUCCAGAGAAACGGAUUUUGAGUGUGUACUCAACGCUGAAUGGUCUCAGUGGCAAGUCAUGCCCAGCAGGGAACACAGAGAAGGCACCGACAGGGACAACACAGUUUUGUGUUCUGUCCCCUGUGAAAAGCUCCCAGCUGAGAAAAGGGCAGCCCAUUGUCCCCGAUCAGCACAAGCAUUUAGCUGAAGAAUUGGAGUCCCCCCAGCCGCUAGUGAAAUGUGGUUUGGUCCAUGAACCCGAAGCCCAGACCAAGGGCUUCCUCAACAGGACGUUGGCUGAUAAAAUGGAGAAGACGGUGCCCCGCUGUCAGUUAAAGACUUUUCAUCUGCAGGCAGCAGCGCCAGAAAGCAAACAGGAUGAACUAAACCUCAGUAUGAACUGGAGCAGCCCCGGAGGUCCAGAAGAAAGGAGCGAGGACGUGAAGAAAAACAAGAGCAUCUUAAAUAUUGUGAAAGAAGGGCAGAUAUCUCUACUGCCCCACCUCGCAGCUGACAACCUGGACAAGAUCCACGAUGAAAACGGCAACAACCUUUUGCAUGUUGCCGCAUCACAGGGGCAUGCAGAAUGCCUACAGCAUCUCACCUCUCUGAUGGGCGAAGACUGCUUGAAUGAGCGCAACAGCGAGCAGCUAACCCCUGCUGGCUUAGCAAUAAAGAAUGGUCAGCUGGAGUGUGUGAGAUGGAUGGUGAGUGAAACAGAAGCCAUUGCAGAAUUAAGUUGCUCAAAAGACCACCCAAGCCUUAUUCACUAUGCAGGUUGCUAUGGGCAGGAGAAAAUCCUUCUGUGGCUACUUCAGUUUAUGCAAGAACAAGGGAUUUCUUUAGAUGAAGUUGAUCAGGAUGGCAACAGUGCGGUCCAUGUAGCUGCCCAGCAUGGGUAUCUGGGAUGUAUACAGACUCUGGUUGAAUAUGGAGCAAAUGUCACUAUGCAAAACCAUGCUGGAGAAAAACCUUCCCAAAGUGCUGAGCGCCAGGGACACACCAUGUGCUCACGUUACCUGGUUGUGGUGGAGACGUGCAUGUCGUUGGCAUCCCAGGUUGUGAAGUUAACGAAACAACUGAAAGAGCAGACGGUAGAACGUGUGACAUUACAGAACCAACUCCAGCAGCUUCUAGAAACACAGAGAUCAGAGGGCAAGUCACUGCCAACAUCCCCAAGUUCGCCAUCGUCACCUACUUCUGGCAAGCUUCAAUGGAAACCAUCUGACGCAGAUGACUCGAUUCUGCCGAAAAGUAAAUUGAACACCCAUGAUGGGAUGCAGAUUCUUGGCAGUGUGGGGACUCCACACCACAACCGUCCCAAGAUGAAAGAUGAAGACUCAGAUAAAAUACUGCGCCAGCUGCUGGGGAAAGAAAUCUCUGAAAAUGUCUGCAUGCAAGAAAAGCUGUCCCUGGAAUUUCAGGAUGUCCAUGCCUCCAAGAGUACAAAGAAGCUUCCCCUGGAGAAAAAGGAGUUGAAGUUAGCAAGACUGAAGCAUCUCAUGCAGCGAUCUCUCAGUGAGUCUGAUACAGAUUCAAAUAACUCAGAGGAUCAGAAGAAUACGCCCGUGAACAGAGUGGACAAGCCAAGGCCACAGCCCAUAGUAGAAAACAUUGAAAGCACCGAGAAUUUGCAUCUGAUGAUUAAGAGGCACACUUUAUCAUCUGGGCGCCGGUUCCCUUUUGGGAUGAGAGCCUCAAAAUCUUUGGAUGGCAACAGCCCUUCUCCCACUUCGGAAAGUAGUGAUCCUGAUAAUGAGUCCCAGUACCAGACUGGGACUAUAUCUCAGAGCCAGGCCAUGGGAGAUACCUGCCAGCCGAGCUCUGAUGCCAUCACGACUCACAAAGUGGCCACAAGUCCCAAGAGUGCCCUCAAAUCUCCAUCUUCCAAGCGCAGAACUGCCCAGAAUUUAAAACUCAGAGUGACCUUUGAGGAGCCUGUGGCACAGGAACAAACGGAGGCUGGUUUAAAUGGGGAAAGGGACAAAGAGCGAAGUAAGGUCCUUCAGCGGCCUUCGUCCAACGCCGAAUCUGGAGACCAGCAGAAAAGGCCCUUUGGAACCUUCCGCUCCAUAAUGGAGACACUGAGCGGGAACCAGAACAAUAAUAAUAACUAUCAGACUUCAAGCCUAAUCAAGACCUCAUCACCCUUUACCUCAUUAGGAAGGAAAGCCACAGAUAGCAAGGGAAAUUCAGCAACUUCUGCAAAAGGAAAAAAUAAGCCAGCGCCCUACCCUGGCUGCAUCAGUUUUUCCACUGGCAUGCUGAUUGAACGCCGCCUGUGUAACUAUGCAUGGCAUAACAACAUGAAUAGGAAACUCCAGCGAUCUUACAGCAAAGAUUUUUCCGAAGAACCAGAGCUGCAAGAAUUCUUCCUUUGACUCGCAUCUCACGGGAUCUCAGUCUUCCUCCAAACAUGGCCCGAAAUCUUCCCACUUGAAAACUUAACUAUGAGACGUAACUUUCACCAGCAGAAUAACAGACUCUUAGGAUGCCUUAAAUUUGUAGCAGCUAGACCAUAUAAAAAAAUUAAUAUGUGUCUAUGUCACUUGUUUGUAAGGUGUACUGUUUUAAGGCAAAGGUGAGCAAAAGCCAUGAUUUGGAAACAUAGCAAUGCAAAGAACCUCUGGAAUGAUCUUCUGACAUCCAUCAUUUUGUGGCCAUUACUUGUUGCAUGGAUAUAAUGUAACAUGUCUUGUAUUUCCUUUUCUCAGAACCUAACUGUGUCUGUAAAAAUAAGGACUCUGAUUAGCCAAAUCCUCACUGAGCGCAGGACAAGCGCUCUUCCCAACCCCACCCCGGCCACCCUCUUGUUGAACUAUGUUUUGUCGCUAUUUCUAAUUUUUUGUAUAAAAGAAAAUAAACCAGUGUUAACCAAAACACAGUGUGAACAUAA